AUGCGCCAUGCCCGCGAACGCGGUGCAGCUACGGAUGAUGCACACGCUGACGACAGCGAUCUCGUCCACGCACCGUCAAAGACGAAAGAUGUCGUCAGCGUGAAUGGCAUCUCGCUCGGCUGCGGUCGCAGCGAAGACGAGAAGCUGGCCACCUCUGCGAACGGCAAGUCGGGUCGCUCGCGCCGCCACGUUGAAGCCAUCUUCCACCCGGAGCUGCGCCGCACCAAGGAGGUGAUUCGGCGCCCAGAGUGGGUGCGCCGCGCUGGCGAAUGUGUCGCCCAUCGCGGCUCUCUCAGCACCAUCGCUCUCUUCGGCAUCAUGUUCGCCAAUUGUGUUGGCGGCGGCUACGGCUUCGAGGAUGGCAUCGGGUCGGCUGGCCCCCUCAUCACGCUUGUUGUGUGUGGUAUCUUGCCGUGGAUGUGGGCCUUCCCUACCGGGUUGGCUGUCGCCGAGCUGUCCACCGCCGUGCCGAGCAACUCGGGUGUGCUGAUGUGGGCGAACGCGGCGUUCCCCCCCUUCGUGUCGUUUAUGUGCAUUCUGGCGACCAUCUUCAUCACCUUCAUCGGCAAUGCCACGUACCCAAACCUCACGGCCGAGUACGCGCAGCAGCUGGGCAACCUCAAAAGCGCCCCGGUGGCGGGUGUGAAGGUCGGUGUGGUGGCGCUCUGCUGCAUGCUCAACUGCAUCGGCGUCGAGAUCGUCGGCAACUCCUCCCUCAUCCUCUGUGCCAUCACCAUUUUGCCCUUCUCGCUGCUGACGGUGAUCCAGCUCUUCUCGAGGGGCUUCAACAAGGCGGUGCUGUAUGUGGACGUGACGAAGGUGAAGUGGGCCGAGUUCUUCUCCAUCAUUAGCUGGAACUACGCCAACAUUGAAAAUGCUGGCGCUGUCGUCGAGGAAGUCGCCAACCCGCGCAGGGCGCUCCCAAAGGCCAUGAUGAUGCUCAUGCUGAGCACGUACGUCGGCUACGUCAUGCCGAUGCUCGCUGGCGUGAGCGCCAUGGGUAUUGAUCAGGACUACUCGAAGUGGAAGGCGGGGCACUGGCCUGAGGUGGCGAAGAUAAUCGCCGGUGACUGGCUCAAGUACAUGCUGUUCGCCGGCGCGCUGCUCAGCGGCAUCGGUUUCACCCUGACCAGCAUGUGCUGCACGAGCCGCCUGCUGGCAGGCAUGGGCACGAUGCAGAUGUUCCCCAAGAAGGUGUCGAGGGUGAUUGGCUACUACCAUCCGCGCCUCGGCACUCCCAUCCCGGCCAUCCUCAUCAACUCCCUCGUCACCCUUGUCUUCAGCGUGAGCAUGGAGUUCACCAGCGUCGUAUCGCUGUGUCAGUCUAUCUACUGCCUCCGCAUGCUACUCAUCUAUGCGUCGCUCGUCAAGCUGCGCAUCGACUAUCCAGACCUGCCACGGCCCUACGCACUCCCCUUCAGCACCUGCAUGACGGCAAUUGUGCUGCUGCCGGCGGCGGCCUUUUCGCUGAUGGCAUCGAUCGUGUCAGCCAUGACCUCCCUCGGCAUAGGCGUGGCGCUUGUUGGCUUCGUUGUUGUUGGAAGUGGUGUUUCGUGGCUGUACUGCCGCAUCUUUGCCCGCAACGGCUUUCAAGGCGUCAUUGUGCAAUGCGAGGUGUCCUCCGGUGACGACGCGGAGGCCGGCGCGGGCGACGGUGUCAACGACAGCGCGCUGAGCGAGGGCGUCUUCUACGCGGAUGAAGAGCGCAACAGCGGCGAGACGGUGGACGAUCUUCUGCUCGGUAUUUUGCCGAUGCCUCUGGCCUCACCCGAGCCGUUUACACCGACCGCCUUGCCGCGCGGCAGCGAAGUCAGUCCCAGUCAGCUGCACGUGCGGCGUGGGAUGACAGACCGCGAGGCCAUCCGCAGUCAGGCGGGAGAGGAGCUAAUUGGCAUGGAGUACACCCCUCAGGAUGGGCCCGGCAUGGAUAUAAUGUUUGUGAACAACAGCGCGACAGCGCAUGCACUGGGGUGCAGCGCCGCUGGCUGCUCCCCAACCAGCGGCUUCCCUACCUACAGGGUCGCCUGCGGCGCCGAGACGACCAUGCGUCACCGCCACCGCGUCCGAAGCCACGGCGCCGGUGGCGACGGAGGAGGUACGACCAACAGCAGCAACUACGGUCCGGCCGUGAGCGGCGAGGAGAGCGGCGAGGAGACCGAUAUCACCCCCGCGGAGCACAGCGGUGGCGGCUUUACAUUGUCAGCUACAGGUCUGCCUGGGCCGGUGCUGUCGACAGCGCCGCCGCAACUGAUGUUGAGCCCACAGCAGAUUCUCCUCAAUGUGCCGGCCGCUGGCAGUUGGAGCAGCAGCCGAUCUCCAACGCCAGUCAGCGGCCGCCGCAGCCCGAUCUUGACAGGCGCCAUAAAUAUGAGCACUACCAGGAAACCGCCCCCUCCCCCCACCUCUCUGUAA
Messenger RNA from Leishmania mexicana MHOM/GT/2001/U1103, 2412 nucleotides. RefSeq names its product putative amino acid permease. Gene Ontology annotation, biological process: transmembrane transport. NCBI's taxonomy places the organism in Eukaryota, Euglenozoa, Kinetoplastea, Trypanosomatida, Trypanosomatidae. The transcript has a single exon. The record is from RefSeq and is a predicted model, not a curated record. Gene Ontology annotation, cellular component: membrane. Gene Ontology annotation, molecular function: transmembrane transporter activity. The coding region runs from base 1 to 2412 and encodes 803 amino acids.